AGGGGCAACUUUAAUUUAGCACCAGAGUUCACAAGCAAUCGGAGGAAGCCAUUGGCUCUUUCAGCCAUAUUGAUUUUGAACUCUCUCCGAGCACAAAGGCCCAGAGUAUCGUUCUCUUCGUCUCGCGUGGGUCUCUGACUCCGUUGCAGCGGCAUAGGAGUCUUCUCUGCCAGAAGGAGCUGCACACACGACAUAUAUGCACGAAAAGGAGCCUUUUCGAUCAUGCCAAAUAAAAAACCAGCAGAAGCGAUCAUGAAAAGUAAACCAGCAGAAGCGAUCAUGAAAAGUAAACCAGCAGAAGCGAUCAUAAAAAGUAAACCAGCAGAAGCGAUCAUGAAAAGUAAAGCUCCAGCAGAACCCGAGUACUUCAGCUUUGGGCAAGUGCCCUUUGCCGUUUCCCGGUUGCUGGCCAUAUGCUUCUUCUUGGCGAAUGCCUCCGUUCUAGCACAUGUGGACGCGUUUUUUGGCUGUGAGGCCUUGUUGGACCUGCCUUUGAAUGGGAAGGGAUGGAUGAAGGAUUUGUUGGUACUUAGACAUUCUUUUUUCUAGUAGGAUAGCAGUAUUAUAUCCUAGCGGAUGUACACGGCCCUUCAGCGGCAGUGAUCGGUCUAGUUUGCGUAGAUUCGUGUUGGCUCUUCAGCAGCCGCGUAUGUCUGCCAGUUUUUCUGGUAGGCCCACACCUUUCCUAACCUUUUGCUUCGACCUGGUGUUGGGAUGAAGCAUAUGAAGUCGUUACAACCCAUGAUAAUAUUCACGCUUCAGCUUACCUAAAAGUGAAUUUCAGUUUCUUGCAUAAAACGUUCCAAACCAAAACAUCAGAUCGUAGGACUGUGGGUCUCGUGGACUGCGAAUGGUUUGCUUGCAGUGGCCUGGCAUUGGAUUGACGCGCAUGCCCGAACAAUUUUAGGUGCGUCUGCUUUCUUCUAUUAAGGGUCGCCACAUUGCAUCCCGCACUACCAUUCGUGACGACUGGUCUCUUCCAACUGGUCACUUCUGAUGAGCUGAAAGAUGCAAUGGCGCAGUCUCUAACUUUACCUUGGUUUAAACUAUCUCGCGGGUCCGGACCUGUUCCUGCGUGAUUACGAUAUGCUACUUGUCGAAGCCACCCUUGUUUUCGCUUGUUUGGGAUAUGACACGUUUGCAUGUCAAGGCAUGCUGAUGGCGCUAUUCCGCUUCUGCUUUCAAUUUGCGGUACAACUACAAUGGAUUGGCUUUAUUCUUUUUGAUAUGCCAGCUUAUGCAUAUGAAGAAAACUCAGAUAGCAACAACCUCGUCCACACUCUCUAAAACACCUUAUCUUCUAUUUGUAGUCCACUAUCUAACAAAUUCAAAUAAAUACCCACGCACAGGCCACAGCGCUCUACGGUUUGCACGACAUGCGGAUGGCGUGCUUGGGUCUUUGGAGUGGUAAGUGGCUUGCACACGGGUAUGAAUUUGCGGAGUCUGGAACUUUGGUCUGGUAUCUUCGCUACUAUUCCUUCCCCGGCGUUUGUCGUGGCCUCACCUGGUGCUUUCUUUUGGGUUUUCUGGUAUGUCCGGGCGUCCUCAUCCUACUGGGACCCGGAGGUCAAGCGGGAUGUGUUUAUGGCGAGAUGUAUUCGCUCUUGUCUUUCAGGCGGAAGUACUUCUUGAGUAUUCAGAUGAACGAAAUAACCAAUUGAUUCACUUUCGCAUAUAGGUGUCGUGACAGCAUAUUUACGUUUGUAAAAAUAUGUGAAGAACAAGAUUGCCGCAUCAAUCUCGUACUGCAGUAUCAAAUUUGUAUUCUACUUUCAAAACCUCUUCAUAACCCCAGUCGCCAGGCUUUACUUGGUGGUGUCUUCGUCGCGGGUUUUCUCUACUUUGUGGCGUUCCAGACGUUCGGUUGGAUGCCUUUGUUGUUGUUGGCUAUCCUUGCUGGUGCGGCAGAGCGAAAUUGGCUGUUUUCGCUUUCACUGUUAAAGUCUAUGGGGUACAAAGCAACUUCAGUGGAUGAGAGCGAAGAGGCAGUCAGACGGGCAGAGGAUGAUGUAGCGGGUGUUUUUGUCGCAGGAGUAGGUGUUUUGGCUGUGUUUGCGUUUGGUUGCGUGACAGAGUUCGGCUUGUUGGACCUGGUGGAGAACAGAAUGGAAUUGCGCGACUUCAUUUUGACACCGAUACUGUACAUCACCUGCUUAGCUGCAGUGGUGCGCCUGGGACGGAGUUUGAAGUUAUUGUUGGUGUAUUUUGCAAACCACAAAACCUUGCUUGAUAGUGGUUCAGCAAGAGAGUUAGCUUGAACUCCAAGUUCUUUGUUAGUGUAUUUCCUAAGUCAAACUAGAUCUAGUAUUUGGUCUCUUUGAAGAUUUAUCACCAUAAUUUGGUCUCCUUGAUGAAGAUCUAUCACCUCUGGCCUCUAAUCCGCUCCGUCAAAACAAUGUCCCAAGCGGGAAAAUGCGUCUUGUUACUCCUCUAUAUUGCCGCAACGGGCGGGAGCUACAUUGGUGCGUUUUAUUUGAGGAGCACUGAAAAGCGAAUUAUGCCGCGUUUCGGAGGCGAUCUUCCCUACGAUGCCUUAGAAUCCGGCACUCUUCGUGCAGCACCCUCAAGACCGCGCCUGGUGAACAAUCGGAUCAUGACUAUGGCUGACAACUGAUAGUCAUCUCCGAUUAAUAGUCGUUGCUAAUCUUAAAGUUCAUUACUCAUCUUAAAGUGGUCCUAUGCAGCUGUUUCCUUAGGAACUCCAUCUCUAACAACCGCACUCCCUCCUCCGAUUCCAAAGCGAGCGAAAUUACACCUUUAGUUGAGAAGUUUCGCGCAGCUGCGGAGAUUGCGGGAAAGAUCACGCCAGUCUAUGGUAAGGAUUUCUUUUGCCCGAACUCGGUUUAUGUUCCAGCAAAUGCGCAGAAGGGUCUGGUGGACGUCGAUGAAGCUAGAAAAAGACCACCAGCUUCUUCAUCUUCGGGUGCUGGUGGGAGUGGGAGUAAGUUAAGGACAAUGUUGAACAAUUAGGUAGUUGCGUGUUAACAGUGCUCCUGAAGUGGUGAACGGUACUAUUGUUCGGUACGAAAAUAGAAAUAUUCAACAUAUAUAGUAGGAUUUUUGGCUUGCAGAAGUUUUCUCUAAUCCUCGGAUCCUCUAGUAAAACGUCUAGUCAGGUAGCAUCAUCUUCCGAAGUCAGGAGGACUAUAGAUGCCCCGGUAGUUCAGGGAAUCCUAGGGGAGCAUGGUGGAAGGGAAUGUCCAGGUGGAAUAAUAUUGUGGGAGGGAUGAAUAUCCAGGUGGAAUAAUAUCGUGGGAGGGAUGAAUAUCCAGGUGGAAUCUCCUCUCACCAGGUGGAAUGAUAUGUGAGAGGAUUCCCCUUCUAGGGGAUUCCCGGGAGACAUGUUGUGAGGAUUUUCUCUAAUCCUCGGAUCCUCUAGUAAAACGUCUAGUCCCACGGGUGCAACGGCAGGAGCGAUGCCUACUGGUGGAUCCUCGGUUCAUGCAGCAAGACUGCCAGCUUCGAGUGAGGUAAUGGAACGAGCUGCGGAACAAGCCGGCAGACAACAGGAACAAGCGGGGGAACAAGCUACUCGACAAGAAAGUUAAGGCUCUAUACCAUUCAUUUCUACAAGGCGCGUCUCCCUGUUGCUAUUUGCCGCUCAGGAUUGUGAGAGAUUAUGGAGGCAAGAGAUGAAUUGUUUUGAGCUCUAACAAAGAGAAGCUACUCCUGGUGAGAAAGCUGCCAUGAUUCAAGGAGUGGCAGCACAAUUGUCGCGGGAAUACACAGGUGGCGCAAGCCGGAGUGAGGGACCCAAAACGACGGAGACUGAAGGUAUGUUGAUGACAGAUAUUCAGACUGGUCCUUCUCUGAUGAGAAGAAGUUGCGCCCUCUCGUUCACAAAUAAUAACACAGGAUCCGACUUCUUCCUUCCUGUAUUCCACAUUAAAGAAAAUUUCUGUAUUCCGCCUGAAAGAAAUUUUCUGUAUUCCACCCCAAAGCACUUGCAAAGAAGCAAAACAAUCUUAGCCUCCUUCAUAUCCAAAACCGAUGGUGCGGUGGUGAAAUCUCCUUUGAGGAAACACUUGGUCCCAGUUGUAUGGAGACAGGAUUGGGAUGCUACGGAGAAACAAUGGAAACGGGAGAAGAAAAUCGGACCACUUCUGAGACAUAGGUUAUGAGGACAAUUUCAAUUUGUUUGUUGAGUUGCAAUUCAUUUUCAUCUAGUUCAUUCCCGUAGGUCCUACUCUGAGCCUACGUAAGCCCUAAAACGGCUGCUCCUCCUAAGCACUGGUCGUCGUAUCCCUGGGAUCCCAUGAACCACAUUUAAUGAAACUUUCAUUCCCUUGUUGUUCCCUUUUCAUACGCUAUGGAAGAAGAAGAGGAGCGACCGUGGUUCGCAUUCGCGCCUGUGGCUAACCGACUAGAAAACCGAUUGCACCACUUAGCCUCGCGCAGUAUUAGCAUGUCGUGGACCGAUCAAAAUUAUCCGAAAGAUUGGCCAUUGUGGAUGAAAAGGUCUAGUGUUUUUUGUGUACCAGCUAGACUUGUUUUGACACUAGGGUGGAUAAAAUCAGUUUUAGUUUUUUCCUCCCACUUCUGACAUCACUAUUCCAAAAUCUUUUCAGGCUGGUCGUUCUUUUGGGUCGCAAAAAGCGAAGCGUGUGGUCUUUGCUAAGAGGCGAAAUUAGUGAGCUGACCAAACAGGAAGAACAGUUACGAGACUUUAGAAGUCGAAUCAAAGCUACACGCAUUUGAAUUAGACUCAUCAAUGUGCCUCUCUCUCACCCUCGCUCAACAAGCUCAAGAACAACCCCAAACUUGUUGCGUUACUCUCUAACCCGCCAAGGACUAGACGCUGGCACAUCUCGGCUUUUCGGAGAAUGGGCAUUGCAGACGAGGGAUUUGGAGUACGAUCUGAGAAGUAACCGCUGGUGGGAUAUCAUGUCUCAUACGCCACCCAGAUUGAUGGGCCCGCUUGUCCUCGUAACCGACACAAACGCCUUGGAAUGGGAUUCGAAGUGUACGGAAGGAGCAGAAGGAUUAUGAAAAAGUUUAAUAUAACAUGUUUUAUGAAAAAUAGAGAGAAAGAGGUUUGUUGUAACUCUUGCCUCUAUCCCUUGCAGAUAGAAGUACUUGAAUAUGAUUAGAUCGCUCAGUGGUAGUUUCCACUGAUUUUGAACCAUAGCGUUUAGUGUCUGCUUACGACAGAGACAAAGUCUAGCUCUCCACCUCUAGCUAUCUAUCUAUCUCUCUAUCUAUCAGCCUGCCUACUUGCCUAUCUAUCUAUCUAUCUUUCUAUCUAUUCGUUCUCUAACUCCCGGCUCCGCUCUGUUUUCGCUGAUGACGGUGGUUGAUCUCACGGGCUUCGGCUAUGGUCCGGUCGUGGUGCCGUGGGCCAACUCAUGGUGGUUUUUGGCAGCAAUGUUCAUCAUGAAGAGUAUCUCACACGGUAUGACGGUGGAAAAGAAGCGCCGACCAACGUCUAAAAAGUCGGAGAGGUCGGAGAAGAAGAAAGAUAAGUGAAAAGGAGAGCGGAUUAUGAGUGAAAAGGAAAAAGGAUCAUAAGUAGGAAAGUGAUGGACAAGUAAGAUGGAGGACGGGAAGGCGGAUGAUUAGGAUGAAGGAUAAUUACAAUGAAGAAGAAGUGAAACUAAGUUUCUACGGCUUGUAUCUUCGGCAAGACGUCAGAAGAACGACAAGUAUGUAAAAAAAGCGAAGCAUAUCAAGCGAAGCAUAUCGAGUUUUUACCACUCAAUGUCAAUACCCGUACCCUCGAAUACUUGCUGUCUACGAUGACUUGUAUCUAAGAUACUUCGUUGUAACUGGAUGGGGUAUCAUCUAUUGAAGGCCACGUGCAUACCGUUUUCCAGAUUUAUAGCAACGAUAUUUUGCCGAGCAACCUCUGUUCGAAUAGAGAGAAGCAGAACUCAACCAGAACUCAAUAUGACUCCAUGUAUAUUUCAAAACGAGAAGGAGAAAGGUUUUUUUUGAUCAUUCCAAAGAGAAUAGAUCUCAAUAUGAUACUAGAAAAUAGCAACAAGGACCUCUGUUUUAUUGUUUGUGUCUUCGAAGUUUGAAU
Messenger RNA from Amoebophrya sp. A25, 6022 nucleotides. The record is from the annotation of a GenBank genome assembly. Lineage: Eukaryota; Dinophyceae; Syndiniales; Amoebophryaceae.